Symbiodinium sp. CCMP2456 is the source of this 6213-nucleotide messenger RNA. The record is from the annotation of a GenBank genome assembly. Lineage: Eukaryota; Dinophyceae; Suessiales; Symbiodiniaceae.
AUGCAAAAUUCCUCUACAGCUCCUCUUGUCUUUGUCGUAGAGGCACAGUCGUGCGAGUGGAUUUCUGCUGAAUGUCCCAGGAAGAAGGGCAAAGAUCGCCUGGAUAAGUUCUACCACUUGGCCAAGGAUCAGGGCUAUCGGGCGCGCUCUGCCUUCAAGCUCAUCCAGCUGGCUAAGAAGUUCGACUUCCUCUCCAAGUCCCGGGUCUGCCUUGACCUCUGCGCGGCACCCGGCGGCUGGUCGCAGGUAGCGCAGCGGAACAUGCCCGUUGGUUCGCAGAUCAUCGCCAUCGACUUGGCUCCCAUUAAGCCCAUGCCCGGCGUGACCUGCAUACAAUCGGACAUCACCACGGAGAAGUGCCGGAGCUUGGUCCGCAAGGAGCUGAAAGGCGGCAGGGCCGACGUGGUCCUCCACGACGGAGCGCCCAACGUAGGCAGCACCUGGUCCAAGGAUGCCUUCAGCCAAGCGGAGCUCACGCUGCACUCGCUGCGCCUCGCCUGCGACUUCCUGAAAGCCGGCGGCACCUUCGUGACGAAGGUCUUCCGAUCGGCCGACUACAACUCCUUGCUUUGGGUCUUCAACCAGCUCUUUAGCAAGGUGGAUGCCACGAAGCCCACGGCGUCGCGGAACGUCUCUGCCGAGAUCUUCGUGAUGUGCAUCGGCUUCAAGGCGGGCAAAAUCGACCCGCGCUUCUUCGACACCAAGUGGGUCUUCAUGGAGAACCUGGAGCCGCUGGCCAAAGACGAAGGAGUCAAGAAACCCGGUGCCUCGCUCACGGAGUAUUUCAAGCAGCUGAAGAGGAAGCAUCGGGGUGGCUACGAGGAGGGGGACGACCGGCGCAUCGUUCCAGCACACGAGUUCGUGGCUGCUGAAAACCCGGCCGAGAUCCUGAUCAAAGCGCACCAGCUCAACCUGGACGCCCCCGGCUCCGAGCCGCUCCGAGGCCAUCCGCUCACCACCCAGGAGAUCCGGGACUUCUGCGGCGACCUCAAGGUGCUGGGCAAGGGGGAUCUGGCGCAGCUCCUGAAGUGGCGCGCGAAGCUGCUCCGGGAGCAGGAGAAGAAGGAGCGAGAGGCAGAGAAGAAAGCCAACGAGGAUCCGAGCACUUUGGCGCUCCGGGCCAAAGCCAAGGUCCAGGCCACACAGGCUGCAGCCAAGAAGGCCGUGGAUCGGGGCCUGGCAGCGGACGUGGACGAUGCCAUCGCCAAGUUCCUCGAUGGCGAGGAUUCAGAGCUGAAAGGUGCAGCCGCAGCUGCGGACGAGGCUAGCACUGAGGAUGAGGAGGAAGACGAUCGGCUGGAGCAGCAGCUCAAAGACCAGAUCGACAAGCGCCGUAAAGAAGACCGCAAGGAAGCAAAGAGGAUGAUGGAUCGGCAGCGGAAGCAGGAGUGGCGGAAGAAGAUGAGCCUGGCCACCGGCCGGGGAACCCCCGACGAUGCCUCCGAGCUCUUCAAAGUCACGGACAGGUCCGUGCAGGCUCUGCAGGAGGACUCGGCGCUCCCCGAGGAUUGUGUCAGCGAGGAUCUCUCCGAUGAGCCCAAGGAGGUCCAAGAGAGCAGCGACUCCGAAGCCGACGACCAGAUGGACCGGCUGGCGCGGAUGGAGGUGGACCUGGCCUUGGACCAUGAGCUCCGAAAAGCCGAGCUCACCCACAAGCAUCGCAACUCCACGCAGCGGGCCGCGCGAAAGAAGAAGGAGACUCGACGGCAGCGCGUGAUGCAGGCCUGGGCUGGUGAGCUCACGGCCUUCAACGAAGCCUUGCAGGGCGAGGCCAAGGCCCAGGCUCUGGAGAACGACCAGGAUGCCGUGGAAGAUGGCUCGGACAGCGAGGAGGACUUGAAGGCCCUCCGAGACUUUCAAGCGAAGCUGGAGAAGGCGGAGGACAGCGACGCAGAGGGCUUGGAUGCCGAUGCCCUUGCGGCCCUUGCAGAGGGCCCAGAUCGUGUGGAGGAGGCGGCCAGCGACCCUCCGGUGGAAGGCCUUCGAGGAGCCGCUCCUCGCGGGAAGGACGCCAAGGAGAAGCUUCAGAAGGGCCGCGAGCGCUCGCAAGGCCGCGACCUAGCGCUGGAAGACGGAGACGGGGCCAACGAAACCGCCCUCGUCCCCGUGGACGACGAGGAGGUCUCUCGCGGCGAGCACCGGGCCUUCCGUUGGUUCAGCCAGGAGAUCUUCUCGGGCCUCAGCGCGCCCGCUCCGCGGCCUCGAGGAACUGACUUGGACCUGGAGGCGCUCGGGGCGAGCGGGAAGGGAGACGAAGUUGCGACUCUUGGAGCAGAGGGGGCGUUUGGAACUGCCGCACUGCCAGGGAAAAGGGCCUUCCUCUGCACAGCCUUUGCGGAAGACGCGUCGCGCGUGAUGCUGCUGCUGUGGCUGUGGGCGCUCGCCUUGCACUGCAUUGGGGCCCUGGCCCUUGCGGCCCCGGUGACCUUCAAGGUUGGCUUCGGUGAGGCCGUGGCUUCCGUGGGGCCACAUCUUGCUGGGAGCUUUCAAGGCUGGGACCCGGCGACGACAAGUCUCGCAGAUGGUGAUAUGGAUGGGAUCUACGAGGUGACGCUCGACUUGGCUCCUGGCUCCUACGAGUUCAAGUUCAUCAACGGCAACUCCUGGGACAAGGCAGAAGCCGUGCCAUCGAGCUGCAGCGAGGCUGCCAGCGGCAACAUGAACCGCGCCGUCUUGGUGGAAGACGCAGCGCUGGAAGUGCACGUCUGCUUCCAGGAGUGUCUGCCCUGUGCUGCACUCCCGGCUUGCAAGAUGUUCAACUGCCCGGCUGACCUGGUGCUCCGGACAGGCAGGCUGGAGGCGCCCGGAGCCUCCUCCGCCUGCUGUGAGGCGGUGGAGGAAGGGAAGGGCGCCCUGGUCGUGCGCAGCUCGGCUUUCUCCGAUGGAAACUGGGCAGAGUUCUGGAUGAGUGGAGUGCUGCUCUUCGGUACUGGCACCCGUGGCCUCACAGUUCUUGAGCUGGAAGAUGACCUGGUGAAGCAUGCUGAAACCUUCGACACCUACCUCAGCUCCAGCCGCUUGGAAGGCUUCCUGGCCUCUGUGACGCCAGGAAACCUCAUUUUGAUGGCGAUCGUCGAUGAGGGCUCCGCACAGCUGAGUCCUGCGGCGAAGGCCCUGAUCGCCAGCUGCGGAGCCCAAAAGAUCGAGGACGUCGCUUUCAGGAGCUCUUACGCACUCAUUGGCAGGAAAGGUGGGGAAGCGCUGUCAGAAGUGGUCCUGCCAGAAUUCGCCGGGACGAGUGUUGCAGUUGCUCAGGUGACAUUGCAAACCACCACGACAACAACUCUAGCUACUCUAGCUCCAACAACUCUAGCUCCAUUGCCAUCACCAGUCUUCUGCGACAUGAAGGUGGCAGAACCUCCCAUGUCGGGUAGCUUGGCAUUGGAUGGAAACUUGGAGCUGGAUGCAGGAUGCCGAUUCCGCGUCUGGGAAAGCCCCGAGAUCGCCAACUGCCUCGCUGGGACCUGGGUGGUGGUCACCGGCUCCUCCAACGCCCUCUUGAUCUUCAACACACUCUUGAUGCUGCUUGCACCAGCAGAGGCGGAUGUCCAGCGAAGCGGCCGCUUCGGGGGUGCGCAUCUUCUGGAUGCGGUGCUGGAAGAUGGCCAGAUCAUCCAUUAUCGAACGGUGCGAUCCUCAGAAGCCUCCUGCAUCCAGAGCACUCCGACAGGUGGCCAGAACGAGACCGAGUGCAAGCGCAUUUAUGCCAACGCCUUGCAGGAGGCUCCAGAGCCUAAUGGCAGAAGGGUCCGCGUCACCAUGUUCCUGUCCUUCUUCUGGGCAAGGACCGGCACAGCGGUAGAUCUCGUCGAAGGCGAUCAAGCUUGGGCCGGCGCUGAUGUGGCGAUGGUCGUGCAGGUGGUGGCUUGGUACGUGGUCUGCAAUGGCAUCAAGUUCACAGGAUGCCCGCGCAGCAACCUCAUAGACAUGGAGGAGGAUAUGGUGAAGUCCAUGUUCGUGGCGGAGAUGGGGGCCGUGCUGGAUCGAAUGACGCCUUUCUGCGCAUCGGGGGGUCGUGCCGGACAUCGGGGAUGUGCCAUCGCCACGAACUCUUGGAGUGAUCCCGGCCCCACAUUGAUGGCGAUGUUCCAAGGUUACAACAGCGAGGUCGUUGAGGCCAUGCGACCGCUGCGUUCUGCCACCUUCCGAUCUGUGGACAUCUUUGCACUGGGGGGAUCCAUGCCCGGUGAAACGCUCCAGGGCCACGGAAGUCAGAUUUUGCACAUUUGGACCUGGCAGGCCUUGCUGGGAGGCUUCUGCUCGGCUGCGUCUGCCACGCCUGGAAGUCAGAUUCAGUUCCAGGGGCCGGUUUGCUGGAGACGAGACGCCAGCCUGGACUCCUGUACUGCAUACACCAGAACGGUUUUGUGGCAGUGCAUGAACAGCAUGCUCUGCAGCCACCGGCUGCUGGACAAGCCCUCCACCACAGCCACAAGUGAGACUACCACGACGACUACGACGACUACGACAGAGAGGAAUGAGAAGGUCUUCCUUCCAGUCGAUGGGGGUGAGAACCGUGCCUGCCGUGGGCAGGCGCCGGGUGACAACCUUCCCAGUUACUACACAGUGGUCUCCGGCAUAACUUCUCUGUCGGCCUGCCAAGAUGAGUGCAUCCGCUCUGAGGCCUGCGUUGGCAUCGAGCACAGCGGCUCCCGCUGCGAAGUCUGGACAAGAGCAGCUGGCAUUGGAGCCUCCAUUCAGCUGGCGGGUUUCACGUGCCUCAGCUACGGAGCAACUGUCACGACGACCACCACGACCAGCACGCGGAACCUCUCCCCUCUCUUCGAGCCUGUGGACGGUGGAGUAGACCGCGCUUGCCGUGGGGCCUCCGUCGCCGACAAUGCUCCCGAGAACUACGUGGUAGUUCCAGGUGUGCUGAACCUGGGCGAUUGUCAGUACGAGUGCACCCAGCAAGCUGCUUGCGUCGGGGUGGAGUACAGCUUGGGCAGAUGUGAAGUCUGGAUUCGUCCAGAGGGGAUUCAGGCCAGCUUGGUCCUGACCGGCUUCACCUGCCAGCGUCUGAGCGCAGCCCGCCGCUUGGAUCGCCUGGGUCGCCUGGAAGAAGUCCUGAGGGCCGAGCCCUGUUGGCAAGCGAUGCUCUGCAUCGCCUGGCACGGACCCGCCGCUUGGAUCGCUAUAGCUCAUCUAGAGAUUCUGCGAGCGGGUGGCCUUGAGUCGGGAGCUGUGACACGGGGACGGCCGGAAGUGGUCGUCUCCAGCUCGCAGACCGCAGAGGCGGGCUCGGGCUCCGAGGGCGAAGGCGGCCAGAUGCGCGAGCUCAGCGAUGCGCAGCUCCCGAAGCUGCCGUUGACCGACAAGGAGAAGCGCAAGAUCAAGCGGAAGAAGGACAUGGAGCGCCUGGAAAAGCUUGGGAUCAAGCCCAAGAGCAAGCAGAAGGAGGAGGAGAAGGGCAGCCUGGAGGUGGCUCCCCUGGAGGCUCCCAAGUCGAUCGUGUCCACCGGCCCGACCAAGCCCUCGGACCCGCGGGAGCUCGCCGAGACCAUGGCGCUGGGCUCCCUGCUCGUGGAGUCCAAGAAGUCCAGGAUGGAGCUGCUGGAUGCCGCCUACAAUCGCUGGACCUUCGAUCCCAACGAGGCCUUGCCCGUCUGGUUCUCCGAGGAGGAGGAGAAGUACAACAAGCCGGAGCUGCCGAUCUCCAAGGAGGCCAUGGCCCAGUUCCGGGCCAAGCUGCGGGAGAUCAACGCGAGGCCCAUCCGAAAGGUCGCCGAGGCACGGGCUCGGAAGAAGCGGCGCCUGGCCAAGAAGCUCGAGAAGCUGCGCUCCACGGCCAUGGCUCUGUCUGAGACGACAGACAUGAGCGAGACAGCCAAGGCGCGGCAGAUGCGGAAGGCGGUGAACAAGCUCGCGAAGCAGGACCAGCGAAAGGUCACGACGGUGGCCAUCAAGAAGGGAGGAGGAGGACACCGCCUUGACAAGAAGAAGGCCCCGAAGGGUGCCAAGGUGAAGGUGGUGGACAGGAGGAUGAAAGCGGAUCUCCGUGGCCAGAAGAAGGCGGGUCCUGCGGUGGGUCCUGGUAUAGGCCCCUCUUCUCCGUGGCCAUGCUGCGGGGGCCUAUUGGGGGCUUCAUUCUUGGGGUGCCUAGGUUUCUUGGCGGGCGCUUCUUUUUCAGGCGGCUCGAAAAGCAGCUCGCCAAUUGGGCCCAAGAGAGAGAGAGAGAGCGACUCCUUUGCUUUGCCCUGUCCUCCGCCAUGA